CUAUUUUCAAACUGCAACAUCAUUUUAAACAACUUUUAUGUGUUGAUAGUGUUUACCGUUGUGGUAAUAUACCGUAGUAAAUAGACGUCAUUGUACAUCGUAUGACUAGACUAUUAAUGAAGACUACAAUGACAUUUAAUAUUGAAAUCUAGACGGGUUAAGAAGUAAUUUCAAACGGUCCGAUUUUGAAUUAGAAAGUAAUUUGAAUUGAAAUGUGAAUUUUAGAAGCUGACGUAAUAACAGCGAGUGGACUAAAAGCAUACACCCCACAGUGAAAUGAAAUGAACUUUUAGAUCGAAAUAAAAUUUGGACAAAGAAUUGUGCAUUUGCUCAUUGUUAACAUUAUAUUCUGGUAUUGAAAGUGUCAUUCUUCGAUUUAGGGAUAAUAAACAUUUACUAAAAGAAUGAUAAAGGACAAAAUCAUGAGUCAGAAAGUUGUUAAUUGUACUGUGAUAGGAGAUGGAAUGGUAGGAAAAACUUCUCUAGCUUUGGCGUUCGUCAAUAAGCAGCCUCCCGGAGAGGCUUAUGUCGCUACAGUAUUCGAUAAUUAUGCUGGUACAGUGUCAGUGCACGGAGAACAAUACACGGUUAGCAUCUUUGACUCACCAGGACAGCAUGAUUAUGAAGACGUGCGAGCGUUCAGUUACCGAGACAGUGAAGUCAUUAUCGUCUGCUACAGCGUCAAUGACGUGGACUCUUUACAGAAUAUCAAAGACGUCUGGAUACAGGAAGCAAAGUCCCAUGUUAAACGUAAAAAGCCUAUUAUUCUCAUUGGUUGCCAGUCAGACGUCCGACUUAAGCGCCGACAUUCGUCCGGAGAUAGUUAUGUGACUCUAGAAGAAGGCGAGGCCUUUGCAAAAGAGAUUGGAGCCGAUGCAUACCUCGAAUGUUCCUCGUUGACAAUGGACGGUGUAACGGAAGUAUUCUCAAGUGUAGUUAAUCUUGCUCUCAAGAACCGGAAGAAGAAGAGCAGAAUUUUUAGCAGGUUGCUAAGGCGAUAGACACGCCAAGACACGUGACAUAUGUCAGAAGUUAUAUUCUAGUACCGAUCUCCAGUAUUAUAAAUAUAUUAAAUAUAGGUCAAGUAUUUUUUGCAUUGCUUUCUUUUCGCAUUUAAUCAAAAGCUUUGCAAAAAAUUCUUGGAUCCCAUACCAUAUAUAUAAACCAAGGGAAAUGUGCAAUAUUAUAAGACAAUGCAUUGCGUAAAUAUAUACAGACGAUAAAAAAUUUAUGAACUUCCUGUUCAGAACAGUUGACACGAGUGCGAGACUAUCAAAGCUUCGAUUGGACAAUCAUAUUUAGAAUGUUAUACUCGUUAUGAUAUUCAAUUUAGCAAGUCUACAAUCUUGCGUUUUAAAAUUUCUCAAAACGUACAGUUUCAGCCGAAGUAAGAAUUAUAACCUUCUUCAAGUUGUGCCAGAAACUUUAUUAACUUCUCUAGUAAAUGUUUAUAUAAAUCAACGAUAAAAAUACAAAACGGUGCUUGCUCAUAACAAUACGCUGCCGUUGAGAAUGUGUUCACUUGCAGUUGAUAUUUCGUCCUAUACUCAUGCAUAUGUAUCAAGAUUACCAUGCUAUAAAUCUAUUUAUAUUGUAUGCAUAAUACACAAUUCAUGUACACAAUCAUGUCAUUUAUGCUGCUGGCCGGCAUAUACUAUGUAUGUAUUUAUAAACUAUUUCAUGAAAAUGUUAAAGAAUAAAAUGUCUAACCUGA
This is a messenger RNA of Ruditapes philippinarum (Manila clam), 1714 nucleotides long. Its product is annotated as cdc42 homolog. The transcript is spliced from 3 exons. Lineage: Eukaryota; Metazoa; Mollusca; Bivalvia; Venerida; Veneridae. The record is from RefSeq and is a predicted model, not a curated record. The coding region runs from base 405 to 1001 and encodes 198 amino acids. Gene Ontology annotation, molecular function: GTP binding; GTPase activity. Gene Ontology annotation, biological process: small GTPase-mediated signal transduction.